AGACCUCUCUGGGAAUCGGCUCACCACUUUGUCAUGGCAACUCUUCCAGACCCUGCGACUCUUUGAACUGAGACUAGAGAGGAACAUUUUUAACUGCAGCUGCGACAUCCGCUGGAUCCAGCUCUGGCAGGAGAAGGGCGAAGCAAACCUGCAGUACCAGGAGCUCUACUGCAUGAACAUGGAUGCAGCUACCAUCCCUUUGCAGGAGAUGAAUAUCACCCAGUGCGACCUCCCUGAGAUCAGUGUGAGCCAUGUGAACCUGACGGUGCGGGAAGGGGAGAACGCUGUCAUCACCUGCAACGGCUCAGGCUCGCCGCUGCCCGACGUCGACUGGACAGUGGCUGAUCUCCACUCCAUCAACACGCACCAGACCAACCUCAACUGGACCAACGUUCAUGCCAUCAAUUUGACCUUGGUGAAUGUUACCAGUGAGGACAACGGAUUCCUGCUUACUUGCAUUGCCGAGAACGUGGUGGGGAUGAGCAAUGCCAGUGUGCUGCUCACCGUCUACUAUCCCCCGCGCAUCCUAACUCUGGAGGAGCCAGUGCUACACCUGGAGCACUGCAUUGCAUUUGCAGUGCAUGGGAACCCAGCUCCCACCCUUCACUGGCUGCACAAUGGCCAGGUCCUCCGUGAGACAGAGAUCAUCCACAUGGAGUUUUACCAACAAGGAGAAGUGUCUGAGGGCUGCCUGCUCUUCAACAAACCCACUCACUACAACAAUGGCAACUACACGAUUGUGGCCACCAACCAGCUGGGCUCAGCCAACCAAACCAUCAAAGGACACUUCCUUGAAAAGCCGUUUCCAGAGAGUACGGACAACUUUGUCUCAAUUGGUGAUUAUGAAGUGAGUCCCACCCCACCGAUCACUGUGACCCACAAACCAGAGGAGGACACUUUUGGGGUUUCCAUAGCGGUUGGGCUGGCAGCUUUUGCUUGUGUCCUCUUGGUCGUCCUCUUUAUUAUGAUCAACAAGUAUGGCCGACGGUCCAAGUUUGGGAUGAAAG
Leptosomus discolor (cuckoo roller) is the source of this 1007-nucleotide messenger RNA. Lineage: Eukaryota; Metazoa; Chordata; Aves; Leptosomiformes; Leptosomidae. The record is from RefSeq and is a predicted model, not a curated record.